Messenger RNA from Colletotrichum chrysophilum, 669 nucleotides. RefSeq lists its product as uncharacterized. Gene Ontology annotation, biological process: glutathione metabolic process; L-phenylalanine catabolic process. The record is from RefSeq and is a predicted model, not a curated record. Gene Ontology annotation, cellular component: mitochondrion; cytoplasm. Lineage: Eukaryota; Fungi; Ascomycota; Sordariomycetes; Glomerellales; Glomerellaceae. Gene Ontology annotation, molecular function: glutathione transferase activity; maleylacetoacetate isomerase activity. The coding region runs from base 1 to 669 and encodes 222 amino acids. The transcript has a single exon.
AUGGCCGACCAGCACGAUUACAUCCUCUACUCCUACUUCCGCUCCUCCUGCUCCGCGCGCCUGCGCAUCGCCCUCAACGCCAAAGCCAUCCCCUACAAAACCGUCCCGACCAACCUCCUCAAGGACGAGCACCUCUCCGCCGCCCACCGCGCGCUGAACCCCUCCGGCACCGUGCCGCUGCUGGUCAACCGCGCUGACGCGGACUUCAAAGUCACACAGUCCGUCGCGGCGCUCGAGUAUCUCGAGGAGACGCACCCGGACGCGACGCCGCUGCUGCCGCAAGAUGCCAAGCGCCGCGCCGCGGUGCGGAGUUUGGUGAACAUCGUCUGCUGCGACAUCCAGCCGGUGACCAACAUGCGCAUCAUGCGCCGUGUGAGGGCGCUAGGGGGCAAUGCGGAGCAGUGGAAUCGCGAGCUGAUGGCGGACGGGCUGGCGGCGUAUGAGGCUGUUGCGAAGCAGUGGGCGGGCAAGUGUUCUGUGGGGGACGAGAUGACGAUGGCGGAUGUGUGUUUGCUCCCUGCAGUGUGGAAUGCGGAGAGGUUUGGGGUGGAUUUGAGCGUGUACCCGACGAUUGGGAGGGUGGUGGAGGGGUUGAAGGAGCAUCCGGCAGUGGUGAAGGCACAUUAUUUUAAUCAGCCUGAUACCCCUGAUGAGUUGAGGAUCAAAUAG